This is a messenger RNA of Canariomyces notabilis, 1014 nucleotides long. RefSeq lists its product as uncharacterized. NCBI's taxonomy places the organism in Eukaryota, Fungi, Ascomycota, Sordariomycetes, Sordariales, Chaetomiaceae. Gene Ontology annotation, molecular function: 4 iron, 4 sulfur cluster binding; 2 iron, 2 sulfur cluster binding; iron ion binding. The record is from RefSeq and is a predicted model, not a curated record. The transcript is spliced from 3 exons. Gene Ontology annotation, biological process: iron-sulfur cluster assembly. The coding region runs from base 138 to 884 and encodes 248 amino acids. Gene Ontology annotation, cellular component: mitochondrion.
ACCUCCCACCGCAGUAUUCCACUUGACAUCAUCCCGAAAUUUUGCUUUCGCAAAUACCUCGCCGGCCGGCAGCGGAAAGGCACUUACUAUAGCAGACAUUUCUUUCUCAUAUACUACUCAGCUAGAGUACUCAAACCAUGCCACCUCUCCGCUGCGCCAACGCGCCGACACCAGCCAAGCUCUUCGUGCAGCUCAGCAUGCGACGGCAAGCCAUCUCGCCCUCGCCCGCACUGCCCAUCCUCGACCUCCUCCUCCCCCGUCUAAGCACCAGCGCCGGGGAACCCUCCCUCCGCGCGCGCCGCGCCCUCUCAACUGCGAACGCGGCAACUGCCACCACAUACACCACGUAUCCCUUUCCCUGUCCCCGGCACAAAAUUCCGACCUUAUGGCAACAGCGACUCCCCGGCGCCACAUCCUCUCAUCAUCGCUCAUUCACCACCACCCCCUCCCGGCGCGCAACGCACACGAUAUUCAACCCGCAGUUAGACGAAGAUGGCAAUGAAAUGCGCCUGGAAAUCACCCCGCGCGCAGCAAAGCGCCUCACCGAGAUCAUGGCCAAAGACCACAACCCCUAUCUGGCGCUGCGCAUCCAGGUCGAGUCGGGCGGGUGCCACGGGUUCCAGUAUCUCAUGAAGCUCGUCACCCUGCCUGACUCUUUACCCAGCCUUGGGGAGAAAGACGGCGGCGAGGCCUCCCCAGACAACACCGAGUCAGCAGCAACAUCCAAUGCUAUAGUUAUACUGGACCAACCCUCGCUGGAGCUUCUCAAGGGAAGCAAAGUGGACUUUACGAUGGAGCUCAUCGGGUCGCAGUUCAAGAUUGUGGAUAACCCCUUGGCCACGAGCAGCUGCGGUUGUGGCACGAGUUUUGACAUCAAGAUAUGACGGGUUUCCUUCCAUGUUGAUAUGGUGUAUAAAUGAUACCCAUUGAUAUUCGAGCACGGGCUGAACAAGACCACAUGUAUGUACACUGCUACCUAUAGCAACAGAUAUAGACACAUGCCAGGCCAGUACG